AUGCCAACCAAGCCUGCUGUUCCUAGCCAGGAGAUCAACGCUGACGCUGUUGCUCAAUACGAGGCCUCCAAUGUCGAGACCACUGCUACUCCAGCUGCCAACUCUGAGGCUGCUACCGAGGAGGACUGGUUCGUUUUCGAGGAGCAGGACGAGCACCACUAA
Molecule: messenger RNA, 162 nt
Organism: Australozyma saopauloensis
Lineage: Eukaryota; Fungi; Ascomycota; Pichiomycetes; Serinales; Metschnikowiaceae
Gene: ATP14
Product: F1F0 ATP synthase subunit h
Exons: 1
Coding region: 1-162 (53 amino acids)
Source: RefSeq, a predicted model, not a curated record